CGACAGGCACCGAGCUGCGGGGAGUGUCCCGGCUCUCCAGCACUCCCAGGUAGUUAAGCAAAACAGUAAUUAGAGCUGUGUGGGUUCCAUGAAGUAGCAGAGGUAGCUGUCAGGCGGCGCGAUGCUGUCAUGCCUUUUCCCGGGGCUCAAUGAAAGGUAUGUGAAACCUCUCCCUGCUUCUCCUUCUCUGAUCCUACUUGCAGAUUCAUCUCUUCUGAAUAAAUGAAGAAAGUGACUAUGAAAGCACAGCAUCUACCUUCUGUUUUCAUCAAUGAGGAGAAUUUCAUAACCAGAGAGCAGCUCAGUUCUCUUCUGAAGACUUACAACUCCUAUUAUUCUGAUCAAGAAAAUCUGCAGCUGUCACACAAUCAGUGUGGAGGCACACCAUUUAUUGAAGGAAUCUUGUCAAUAUUUUGGGGAGUACGACAUCCUAUCCGACUGAAAGUUCAAGAUGAGAAGCAGAUACCCUCUUUUGUUACCCUGAAGUCAACAGAGAGUGGGGGUUUGUUUUCUAAUAAAAGGGGAAUGACACGCUGGGGAGAGUUUGAUGACCUGCAUCAUAUUAGUGGGGACACACUGAAAUCUACUGAAGAAAAGCCAGACCUUGAGGAAGGUUACUCGUGUCACGAAAGGCAGUCCGGGCAGGGCAGGAGUGGUGAGGAGCAGGACUGUGCCACCCUGCCCCGGGCCGGCAGCACCGCACUCAGGAGGAACAAGCUGCCCCCCCCGGCCAGGACAGGGCUGGAAACGCACCGCUUCUCCAUCAAUGGACACUUCUACAACUACGAGACAUCAGUUUUUACUCCAGCGUUUGGAUCAGAAACCAAAAUAAGGAUCAACAGCCAGAUGAGAACAAGACAAGUAAUAGAACAAUUGCUUCGGAAGUUUAAGAUAGAAAACAGCCCCCAGGAAUUUGCACUUUACAUUCUCCAUGCAUCUGGAGAAAAGAAGCAGCUGAGGAGUGGAGAUGUUCCCUUACUGCACAGGCUCUUGCAGGGGCCCUCGGAGAAGAUUGCCAGGUUUUUCCUCAUGGACAGGGACGUGGAGGAGAUCAGCAGUGAUGUUGCUCAGUAUAUUCAGUUUCAUCUCCCCUUUUUGGAGUCAAUUCUGCACAGAAUAAAUGAAGAAGAGGAACAGGAGAUUCAACAGACCAUUGCAAGGUACCUGAAAGAGAAGAAUAUGAUUUGCCAGCACCUUCAUAGCAGAACUGUUAAAAAAACGGAGACCACGGUUUGAUGGGCAGGGCCUGCUGCUGCCUCUCCCUGCCCUGGCUCAGAGCAAAACCAGCACAGGGGGCACCCGAGUGCCAAAGCUUCUCCUCACCAUGCAGCUCAACUGAUCCCACGGCUCCACAGCUCUGGAGUAGAAGCUGGGAAGCACUGAAGCCAAUCCACUAGAUGCUCCAAACACAGAUGCUCAAGCUAAGGAAAAAAAUCCUGUGAAAAGCACAAGGCCUCACAACCUGCUCAUUUACAAACCAUUGCCAGAAGUCUAGCAUAGAGGGAAAAUAUUGCAAUAACCAAUGUGUUAAUGGUACAGAAAAUAUGAAAAUGAAGUAUAUGGUUUUCCUUUUACUAGAGAAAUGUUAAAUUACACUAGGAGGAAGCUUAAGCUUUUCAAUAGAGAGAAGUGGCAGAAGUUAUUUAUGUAUCUAGGAUUGCUCUUGGGCUUUUUACUUACACAAACCAAACCUGUGCAGCAGAGACCUGAAAUCCCUCCAAUGGGCAGGAGCCUGACUUGCUGAAGCUUUGAGUUAUAUAAUUAGAAAAAAUAGAAAUGGAAACCUUCCCACCUCAGCUCUUCACCCUAAGAGGGAGUUUCUCUCUGAAUCCCUCUUGAACUGCAAAGUUGGGACUCACACUGAAUGUGUUGCCUGCUGGUCCUGGGAAGCACCUCAGAUGUGAUGGAGGUGAAACAAAUGAUUGUGUCACCUGCUGUGGUUUGUGUUUGAGGGUGAAAGGAGAAGUGUUUGGUGAGAGGCUGAGCAUCCCAGUCCUCCCCAGGGGCAGUGUUGGGACAGCCUGGCUCCAGCCACAUGUAGUCACUGGGCCCCAUCUGGGUGCUGAAUGUUAGUGCUCAGAUUGUGAAUAUGUAAAUAAAGUCCCAUUUGUGCACAA
Messenger RNA from Calypte anna (Anna's hummingbird), 2117 nucleotides. It is a transcript of the gene RASSF6, whose product is annotated as Ras association domain family member 6. Gene Ontology annotation, biological process: signal transduction. The coding region runs from base 223 to 1236 and encodes 337 amino acids. The record is from RefSeq and is a predicted model, not a curated record. The transcript is spliced from 11 exons. Lineage: Eukaryota; Metazoa; Chordata; Aves; Apodiformes; Trochilidae.